This is a messenger RNA of Chlamydomonas reinhardtii, 592 nucleotides long. RefSeq lists its product as uncharacterized. NCBI's taxonomy places the organism in Eukaryota, Viridiplantae, Chlorophyta, Chlorophyceae, Chlamydomonadales, Chlamydomonadaceae. The record is from RefSeq and is a predicted model, not a curated record. The transcript is spliced from 4 exons. Bases 195 to 515 code for a protein of 106 amino acids.
CCAUCGCGCACAGCUAGCCCCAGAAGGGUCGCAAGGCUCCUGAACCCGAGAGAGCCAAGUAGGUAUACAGGCCGUGGAACGCAGAGCUGCUGUUGCACUCAGACUUGCCGCCAGCAAGAGUGAGGGUGUGUGUUUAACAUUUAACAAUCCAAAGCACGGUGCGAGUCUGGCGCCGCCACCUAGAGCUCGCCCUCAUGCACCUGCCACGUCCCGUGGAGCUGGAACGCGGCGACGCGCUCAGCGCCGCCGCAGCGCUACUCCUGCCGGCGGAGGACCCGGACACAGCCACCGUCGGCACUGGCGGUGCCGAUGGCGCAGCCGGCGACGUCGUCGCCGGCCGCUGGGUCGCGCGCACCUACCAGCGCGACACGGCGGCUGCGGCUGCGGCGGCGGCUGCGGCGGCGGCGGCGGCGGCGGCGCUGCUGUCGCGGCUGGUCGCGGAGGCGGGGCAGGGGAGCAGCGCGCGUUGGAAUACGAGACGCUGCCUGCUGGCCACGUGUACGGCCGGCUCCUAGGUAGGGGACGGCCGGCCCACCGACUGCUGGACCUGCCGCCGCAGUUCAGGGCAGCAGGCGUGAUGACCACGCACCGU